AUUUUAUAGUCUCCUUCCCAUCUCUUUCAUCUUCUUCUUUUCUUGACCUGGAUCUCGAAACAACCCAAGCAAUGAAAGAAAAAAUCUCUUUGUGACGGAUUCUUUAUCUGAGAUCUUUGAAUCUUGAUUUGAGUUGAAAAGCCUGGGAUCUUUACUUUUGAGCUUCUUUUCAGCUCGGGGUUGACCAGGGUCAUAUAUUUAAUAAUUUAGUUGAUUGAAGGCUUUGUGAUUGGAGCUGUUAAUGGUUAAACAGUAAUCUGAUCUAUUCAGGAAUAAGAUGGUCUUAGACUUUCAAAAGGAAGGAACAUGAUUGGAGUUACUACUGUGAUGUGAUUAUUCUAAAUGAAGACAGCUCAGGCGUGGCGGCUAGGCAUUGGAGAUUUCCAGAUCAUGCCUGCGCCGCGCCACCGGCCUCAUUUAAAGAGGCCAGUGUGGAUUAUUGUUUUAGUUUCUUUUGUGAGCUUGUUGCUAAUUGGUGCUUACAUUUAUCCUUCCCGAAGCUCUGGAACCUGUUAUAUCUUUUCUUCAAAUGGCUGUAAGACUUUUUCCGAUUGGCUUCCACCUAUUCCUGCCAGGGAGCUUACAGAUGAUGAGAGAGCAGCUCGUGUUGUUAUUAGUGAUAUUUUGAGAACACCUCCUGUUCAGUCAAAGAAUGCUAAGAUUGCUUUCAUGUUCUUGACUCCGGGUACAUUACCUUUCGAAAGGCUGUGGGACAAAUUCUUCCAUGGCCAUGAAGACAGAUUCACUGUUUAUGUACAUGCAUCUAGGGAAAAGCCAGUGCAUGUUAGUCGUUACUUCAUUGAUCGAGACAUUCGUAGUGAGAAGGUCAUAUGGGGAAAAAUUUCUAUGGUUGAUGCUGAGAGGAGACUUUUGGCUAAUGCACUACAAGACCCUGAUAAUCAACAAUUUGUCUUACUUUCUGACAGUUGUGUGCCACUUUAUGAUUUUGAUUAUGUGUAUAAUUAUUUGAUGGAUACAAACAUGAGUUUUGUUGACUGCUUUGAGGAUCCUGGCCCACAUGGUUCUGGCAGAUAUUCAGAACAUAUGUUACCAGAGGUUGAAAAGAGGGAUUUUAGGAAGGGUGCACAGUGGUUCUCGGUGAAGCGGCAGCAUGCUCUGAUAGUGAUGGCAGACAGUCUUUACUACACUAAGUUCAAGCAUUACUGCAAGCCGGGGAUGGAAGGGAGAAAUUGCUAUUCUGAUGAGCAUUACAUUCCAACCCUUUUCCACAUGGUUGACCCUGGUGGCAUUGCGAAUUGGUCAGUCACACAUGUUGAUUGGUCUGAGGGAAAAUGGCAUCCAAAAGCAUAUAGGGCUCAGGAUGUCACCUAUGAGCUGCUGAAGAAUAUCACAUCUAUUGAUGAGAGCGUUCACGUUACAAGUGAGGCGAAGAAGGAAGUGCAGAUAAGGCCUUGCUUUUGGAAUGGUAUAAGACGACCGUGUUAUCUAUUUGCAAGGAAGUUCUACCCGGAAGCUCUGGAUAAGAUGCUGCACCUGUUAUCAAACUACACAUCAAUGUCUGAGUUUUCUCUGUGAUUAUUCUUUGGUCGGAUCCACAGUUUCGACCCCAUAGCCCCUCUGGUUUCUCCGUAAAUAUAUUGACAUGUUGUAAAAUGCCACAUUUUAGAUGGCUCAAAUGCCCCCCAACCAGGUUUCUUUUUCUAGAAGGGUGAUUGGCAGAGCAGCUAGGAUUUAUCCUGUCUGGGCUUGAGGAUGCUGCCAACUUGUUUCAUAGUGCUGCUUCCUCUAGGGGUAGUUUAUUUGCUGUUUUCCAUAUCCUUUUUCUCCCAUUUUCCCAUUUUUUCAUGUUUUACCUUCUUUUCCCGGCUAUUAAUGUGAUCCACUCAAAUGGAAAAUUUUGGAGAUCUAUGCAAAAGCAUUUUAAUGUUGUUGAUUCUUGUACA
This is a messenger RNA of Telopea speciosissima, 1904 nucleotides long. Its product is annotated as glycosyltransferase BC10-like. The record is from RefSeq and is a predicted model, not a curated record. The transcript is spliced from 11 exons. The coding region runs from base 343 to 1536 and encodes 397 amino acids. Gene Ontology annotation, cellular component: membrane. NCBI's taxonomy places the organism in Eukaryota, Viridiplantae, Streptophyta, Magnoliopsida, Proteales, Proteaceae. Gene Ontology annotation, molecular function: glycosyltransferase activity.